GGCUUCCGACCAGGAGCAAGGUCUAGACGGAUAUCAGUCAGCUUUUAGGGAUGGUGAGGACGCGAAAGCUUCCUUGCUGAUGGGGCCCCUGCUUUUCUGAAAGGCUGCACCCGCUAUUGAUAGAGAAAGGCACGCCGCUGUUGGAAGCCAGCUAGAGGGUUUUUACGCACGCUUUGGCGGGAGGUCUGGUGCACGCUUGUGGAGCUCCUUCCAAAGAAUGUUCAGAGCUAGAUGUUGUGCCAGAUUAUAUCGUUCAAUAAUAUCGCAAUGUGAGCGAGAAGUGCCUGCUUAACCUUGAACCUAGAGUGCACAUUGUUCUUGAGCCACUGCAUUUCUUUGCCGGGAGGAAUACAUUUGAAGGCAAAGGCAUAGAGCGAGGCAAUUGAGCAGUUUGUUACAGCUGCAUUGGAGAGUUUCAAAUUGUAGCAGUCUUGUUAGCAUGCUACUUCUGCAUAUUGGUUUCAAAGAAGGCUGGACGAUGUCAAGAAGCGUGAAGUUCAAGUGAGGUUUGGGAUGCAGAGGUGCUUCAGUGGAUCUUCAGCAAGGCCUCUCAGAGCAAGUACAGGUGGUAUGCAGCAGGCUCAGCUUGUGCAGGCCAGCAACCUUGAGCUGGACAGGAAGUUCUUCUCAUGGCCUAGCAUGCAUAGAACGAGGGGUCCGGCAGAAGAGUGUGCAGUUGGCAGCUCGAUCCUUGGAAUUGAAACAACAACCCCAUUGACCAACCCCACGAAGAAACAGCGGGUCAAUCAAGAGAUUGCCAAGCAAGACGGGCGGCAUGCAAGCAGCUCUGCGGCGAGGUUUCAUAGUCCAGACUGUCUCUUUUACAUGAAACGCGAGCAGGCUCGUCUGGCGAGACAAGCUGCAACCGAUGCACAAAAGCCUCUACCAAAUGAUCAUCCGGGAAGGCAAGCCGCUUCAGGAUCAGAGCAAGAAGAUUUCUACUAUAGAGAGCUUGAGGAGGAAAGCAAUGAUGUCUGCGGCUGCAAUGAGCCUGAGCCUGCAAAGUCAUUCUGGGCAAAAGGAUGGCAUCCCCGUGUGGAUAAUUCGGCGCUUGGCUUUGAAGAGAACAGCAAAGAGGGCUUGAAUGGCCUGCAAGAUGUGGUGUCCUACACGGCUGUAAGCUUCGCAGCGUACCGGGCCAUUGAGAGCGAGCGCCCCGAUGCGCUGUUUCAGGAUCCGCUCGCGGCAUACCUGGCAGGCGAUCGUGUCGUCAGCAGGCAGAAGGCGGAGGUGGCUAACAAGGACUACCCCGGGGCGCGGUUCGCUGUCAGGACAAAGUACUUUGACCUUGCCAUGAUGUCUGCGAUCGAGGAGAUGAAGGCGCAGAAUUCGCAAGCCAAAGUACAAGUUGUGCUGUUUGGGUGCGGAAUGGACGCGCGGAGCUGGCGUCUUCCAGCAACAUUGGAAACAGUGCCUCCAGCGGAUAAAGUUUUUGAGGGCGAUCGACCGGACGUCAUGGGCCUGAAGGAGCAGCUCUUAAGUAUCCGUGAGGAGGCGGGGGGGCUACCGCCUCUUACGCUAGCAAAGCAGAGGGUUGUUCUGGCGGUUGACUUCAAUACGGACACGUGGAAGGAGCUGAUCCUCCAGAAGGGGUUUCGGAAGUCCGAGCCAACCGUGUGGCUCUUCGAGGGGCUCAUCAUGUACCUCACGCCGGCAGGGGUCACUUCCCUCGUGGAAACAGUGGCGGAGUUUUCUGCCCCUGGUAGCGUCCUCCUAAUCGACGGGAUCAGCGCGUCGGCAGUCGACCGCGCCAAGUCGUCCCCUUCCCCCGUGCUCCGCUCUUGGACUUGGGGUUCCAACGACCCGGAGACCUUCUUCAACGCUCACGGAUGGCGGGUGACGACCGUGGAUGAUGUCACCGGUGGCAUGUUCGGGCGCGUGCUGCCCAGCUGGCCUGGGCGGGAGCGCAACCUGACGUGGUACAUGACUGCAAAGCGGGAGUAGGGGGUGGGGGUGCAAACUUGCGCCCAGGUUGUUAAUGUUUCGCACAUGUCAAAGACGAUAAGCCCUGCCCUGCGCUCUUUGGGCACACGGGCCUGAAUCGGUAUUUAUUGGUCAAGAUCAAGAGUAGAGGGUGUAGGGAUGCGCUGCGGCAAGGGAACGGCACAUGUCGUUGUGGCUCGAUAGGGUAGUGUAUUCUGACUGCUGCUGCCCGGCAAGCUAGCAAAAGUAAUAUAAGCAUGGUGACGAACAUUGAGAAGUAAGUAUUGGCGAGGGGACUGUCGCAGGGCCAGAACGUCUUCUUUUGCAAAACAAGGUUUCUGUAGGCAUAUGGGGUGUCCGAGGUCAGACAUCACAGUCGGGUUCAGUAGAUCCUGAAGGCCGGAAGAGUCGUGAGUCUAAGAUCCUCUAUUUCGACUCAAGGUAAUGGUGGUAUGGUGUAGCUGAGGCCAGCAUAGCAUUUUGAUCAGCGAUAGGCAGGGCUGCUUUUGUUUAAUCUUCUCACUUGACUCUAAUCUGCACCAGUUGCGACCGAACUCGAUUUUCGUAGCUCGGGUUAAACACUUCUCCAAAAUGAGACCUUCCGCUUUGUCGAGGGCCUUGCAUGGCUCGCAUGUGCUACUCAUGCAGAUCUAGACUGCAC
This is a messenger RNA of Klebsormidium nitens, 2584 nucleotides long. NCBI's taxonomy places the organism in Eukaryota, Viridiplantae, Streptophyta, Klebsormidiophyceae, Klebsormidiales, Klebsormidiaceae. The record is from the annotation of a GenBank genome assembly.